UCAAAUAUCAUGAAACGUCAUACAGGUGUGUGGUUAUUUGAAUUGAGGUUAGAAAGCUGUCAGGCAGGAAUUGGUGCAUCUGCCGCCACUUUCUCUCCAGCAGUUUGAAGAAAGAUUGUUUAAUAGAAUUUUGACCGCAGAUUAACAAAUAUAAGAGAGUGCAAAAAUGAGUAAAAUUUCUAAAAUGUUUAAGGGCAGCUCUUCAGGUUCUUCAAGCUCGUCAAAAUCGAGACACAGGGGACAGCGCACCGGACCUUCGUCUCAGGAAGCCAUUCACAGACUUCGGGAAACAGAGGAAAUGCUAACCAAAAAGCAAGAGUAUCUGGAGAAGAAAAUAGAACAAGAAAUUGCGAUAGCGAAGAAGAACGGCAUGAAGAACAAACGGGCCGCCCUACAGGCUCUGAAGAGGAAGAAACGCUAUGAGCAGCAGCUCACCCAAAUUGAUGGAACCCUGUCCACCAUCGAGUUCCAGAGGGAGGCGCUAGAGAAUGCCAACACUAACACAGAGGUGCUAAAGAACAUGGGCUUUGCAGCCAAGGCCAUCAAGAGUGUCCACCAGAACAUGGACCUGGAGAAGAUAGAUUCUCUGAUGCAGGAUAUAACAGAGCAACAGGAAGUGGCUCAGGAGAUAUGUGAUGCUAUCUCGCGACCUUUCGGCGAGGUGUUUGAUGAGGAUGAGCUCCUGGCAGAACUGGCAGAGUUGGAACAAGAGGAGUUGGAGGAGAGCAUGAAGAACAUGGAGAGACUGCCUCGUGUGCCGUCCUCCAAACUCCCCUCUGUCCAGCCCAGUCAGCGCACUAAAUCCAAGAAGAGGGUGGACAAUGACAACGACAUGCAGAUGUUAGCAGCCUGGGCAACUCACUAAUAUGCGCACAUGCACAAACACACACGCACACACACAGUCUUGAUAUGAAGGUUAAUCUGAAGGUUGUUUUUUUCUCUUUUGAGAAUUUUAUAAGUGUAUACAGUUUCUUUGUGUUUCUUUGUAGCCUAUAAUGGAUAGGUUUUGCAAAAUGUUUGGUAUACAAUAGGUAGGCCUAAGUGACUUUCUGUGGUCUUUUACACCAGUGUGGUUUCUUUUGUGUGCUUUUCUAUGUUUUACUGUCAGAAACAAAUCAGUUACAUAAUUUUAAUGACACAGGCUUUUCUAAUACAAUAAUGUUAAUAGUCAGACACAUUUUUGUAAAUUCAUAUUAAUAUGACUUUAAGAAAUAAAGUAUAUACAGCAUGAAUGUAGUUCGUCAAGUUUGCUACACUGCGUUUCUGUAUUGCCGAUCUGAGAUACCAAGGGGGCACCAUACUUCAGUCUUUGAAUACGUGCUUGUAGGCUACUGUCCCGCCUGUCAGCCAGUAAAGCAGGAAAUCCUUGUACGGUGGAUUAGAGUAAGACGAACCUGCCGAUGAAAGGAGCAUACUGUAGCUCAUAGCUAAUGUAAACCUGCAUCUUGAACCGCAAUAACAAAACAGUAUGGAAGCAGAUAAA
This is a messenger RNA of Hypomesus transpacificus, 1483 nucleotides long. RefSeq names its product charged multivesicular body protein 4C (gene chmp4c). NCBI's taxonomy places the organism in Eukaryota, Metazoa, Chordata, Actinopteri, Osmeriformes, Osmeridae. The transcript has 5 exons. Bases 167 to 865 code for a protein of 232 amino acids. The record is from RefSeq and is a predicted model, not a curated record. Gene Ontology annotation, cellular component: cytoplasmic side of plasma membrane; ESCRT III complex; multivesicular body. Gene Ontology annotation, biological process: late endosome to vacuole transport via multivesicular body sorting pathway; vesicle budding from membrane.